AUGGCAAAUGAAGGUCAAUCAGAUAGCUUUGGCAAAGCUCAUAAAUCUCUUAAUGUAAUGCACAAACCCCUCGGUCAAUUCGCCAAAGGAACUGGAUUUUAUAGGAAUGGACAAUGUGAUGUUGGACCAGAGGAUACGGGAAAUCAUUCCAUUGCUGACAGCUUUCUCGAUUUCUCUGCCUCCCGUGGCAAUAAUCUUCGUACUAUUGGCCUCACUGGAGGAAAGAAGUGGUGUCUAUGUGCUAGUCGCUGGAAGGAAGCAAUGGAAGCAGCGAAAAAUUCUAGUGAGAAGGAUUUAGUGCCAAAAGUGCAUUUACAUGCUACGCAUGAGAAAGCUUUAGACGUGGUCUCACUAGCAGAUCUAAAGAAAUAUGCCGCAGAACCAGAAGCUGCAGAUGCGAGCACGGUGCCUCAGAGUAGAAAAGGAAAUAAUUAUCCCGGGGGCGUCCCUACAAAGGAGAAAACGGAGUUUGCAAAUGCGGGAGAAAUGACUUCGAGUCGGUAUAGGGGGAAUUAUUAG
Sclerotinia sclerotiorum 1980 UF-70 is the source of this 519-nucleotide messenger RNA. RefSeq lists its product as hypothetical. NCBI's taxonomy places the organism in Eukaryota, Fungi, Ascomycota, Leotiomycetes, Helotiales, Sclerotiniaceae. Bases 1 to 519 code for a protein of 172 amino acids. The record is from RefSeq and is a predicted model, not a curated record. The transcript is spliced from 4 exons.